AUGGCCGACCAAACCAAAUUUCACCCCGCACUUGCUGUCAACAACGUUAAGAAUUUCAUUCCUAUCACUUUAGAAAUGGAAAAGGGUCAUUAUUCUUCAUGGGCAGAGUUGUUCAAAAUCCAUUGCCGAGCAUACCAAGUCAUCGAUCACAUUCUCCCACCUACACCAACAUCAACUGACACGGCAACGGAAAAAGUUGCCGAAGUUGAUCCAGCACUUUGGUCUCGCUUGGAUGCUAUCGUCCUUCAAUGGAUCUACGGCACCAUCUCCAAUGAUCUUUUACACACCAUCUUACAACCCGAUUCGACUGCACAACAAGCAUGGGAACGAUUACAAAAUAUCUUCCUGGACAACAAAAACUCACGCGCUGUCUACCUGGAGAAUCAAUUCACUCACGUUCAUAUGGACGACUAUCCCAACAUCUCGGCAUACUGCCAAGAACUCAAAAUGCUUGCUGAUCAACUAUCUAACGUUGGUGCACCAAUCUCAAAUCAAAGUAUGGUGAGGCCUCAGUUUGAUCAGAUCGCUAGGGCUAUGGAGAUGAUGGCCAUGGUGAUGCAGCAGCAAAGUGCUCACUUUUCUCAGAUGGAGGCAGGUAGAGCUGCGAUUGAGGUAGCUAGAUCGAUGGUCCCUCAGGAUGGGAGAGAUUUAGCAGAGUUUAGGAGAUGUUAG
Cajanus cajan (pigeon pea) is the source of this 672-nucleotide messenger RNA. Lineage: Eukaryota; Viridiplantae; Streptophyta; Magnoliopsida; Fabales; Fabaceae. The record is from RefSeq and is a predicted model, not a curated record.